This is a messenger RNA of Anopheles darlingi, 4102 nucleotides long. Its product is annotated as putative mediator of RNA polymerase II transcription subunit 12. The record is from RefSeq and is a predicted model, not a curated record. Gene Ontology annotation, molecular function: chitin binding. The transcript is spliced from 7 exons. Gene Ontology annotation, cellular component: extracellular region. Lineage: Eukaryota; Metazoa; Arthropoda; Insecta; Diptera; Culicidae. Bases 884 to 3601 code for a protein of 905 amino acids.
AGUGUACGCUACGGAUCGUGCGCGAAGAGGUACUACACGCUCGACGAAAGUGUCGUGCCCUCUCGUGACGGCGUCUUGCGGGUCUUUUUUUUGUUUUGUCACAUUCACGAUCCUUGCUCCAGAGUGUUUUCCUUUCGGUACGAUUGGGUUCGUUUGCGGACAGUGCCAGUUACAGCGGAAAACGGAUUGUCCCUGUGGUGUUAGUGCAUCGCAAUGUGAUCUUGCACACAGCAGAAGGCACAUUCCAGCGAUAAAUAUUCGGUGAAGAGAUUUUAAGUGAAUUCAGGUUUUUUUUUGCGGUGUGAGUGACUGUUGUGGCGCCUAGCAGUUACAUGAUCAUCAGCUCCUCGUGAGCCCCCCCCCGACCCGAGUGACGGAAGUCGACUACCGUGCUAGAAGCGAAACAAAACAGAGAGAGAGAGGAAAGAGUGAAGAGAAAAAAAUCCGGGAAAAUUUGAAGAUUUGCGUAACGAAAUCUGGUUGCGUUUCGAGGCUUCGAUCGUCGAUCGUGCGUGCAGUGUGUGUGUGUGUUUCGUGACGUGCGCGUUUGUGUGUGGAUUACCGUGGUGAACGGUUAAAUCAAUAGCCGGUGUCACCAUCAUCAGCCCAACAGUAGCAGCAGCAACAACGGACUGGCGACCAUGAAACAGGCAAAUGGUCGUGUGUUCGAUCGGAAUAAAGUCACCGCGACGUCUAGCCGGAAGUGAGCGCAGCGAGCAGCCAGCGCGACAGUUUGGUGGAGGAGCAGGAGGAGGAGAAGGUGAAGGAGGAGGAGGAGGAGGAGAAGGAGGAGCAGUAGGAUAAAGCCAGGGACAUCCCAUCUGCCCUCCCCCAUCGUCGUCGUCGUCAUCGUCGUCGUCUUCGGUGUCGUCUGCAGCGCUUCAUGGCCAACUUAUGCAAAAAGAUGCGGCGACGUUCCAGAAUGAAGGUCCUAAAGAUACUGCAGUCCUUUUCGCAAGGAACAUUUAUAGCAUUUAUGCUGCUCUUUUUCGGCGUGAAUUGUAUGGGCGAACCGGGGUAUCUGGACUUUGAUAAUCUGCCCGAGACGAACUUUACCUGUGCCGGUAAGGUGAUCGGUGGAUACUAUGCGGAUCUGGAAGCCUCGUGCCAGAUGUUCCAUGUCUGCACGAUCGGUCAGGGUGAUGAGCCGAUGGACAUCAAGUUCCUGUGUCUGAAUGGUACGGUGUUCGAUCAGGAGACGCGCGUCUGCGAGCGUGUCGAUGAGGUGGACUGUUCCAAGUCGGAGAAGUUUUACUACCUUAAUCUGGAGCUGUAUGGCAACACGAUCAUUCCAUCACCAGAGGAAGGAAGCUCCGAGGAGGAGGGUAACGAAGGUGGAUCGUCGUCUACGACGACGACUACUACAACGACCACUACCACGACAACUACUACGGUGAAGCCUCCCACCACCACCCCAUCGAGGAGAUUCAUCUUCAACAAUAACAACAAGGGCUUCACACAACCCAUUUCCUCGUCGACGGUCGCCUCCCCGAUGCAUGCGUUCUCCAGCACCUCACCGAAACCGCCAGCGGAUGAGGAGGAGUACGAGUAUGAGGAUGAAGAGUAUGGCGAUGAAAAGCAAGGCGAUCAGGACUCGGUAGUAGUGUCCUCACUGAACGAGAACGGUAGCUUCUCGCCACAGCAGUUCACCAUCCAGCAGCAACAGCAACAGAAUAAUCAACCAAAAACGGAACCACCGACGAAGGCAGGUGGCGCGAAGCCGGCCGUUUCGUUCCAGCAGCAACACUUCCAGAACGGUGGCACCCUUACCGUGACCAACUCGCACGUCACCGUGACCACGCACACGACGGGCGUCGGUUCGGUCGGUGAGCUAGCGGUCAAUGGUACGAAACCGAAAGUCCAGACACAGCAAAUCCUUUUGACACACAAGCAAAAGCAGCAAUUUGAGCAUCAGAAGCGCCAGCAACAGGAGCAGUUGCUGCAGCAACAGGCCAUCGCGAAGCAACACGAAGAGCUACAGAAACGCCAGCAAGAGGCCGCGGUCAAGCAGCAGCAAAAGGCGUACCAGCAACAACAGAAGCAGGUCCAGCAACAUGAGGCCGAGAUCAAGAACCAUCAAGCGCUGCUGCUGCUGCACACGCAGAAGAUUAACCGGCAACAGCAGCAGCAACCGCCGCCACCACCACCGCCGAAGCAACCGGCCGUUCCCUCAUCGGUGGUUCCACCGGCCAACCAGCGGUCUCCCUUUGGUACGACCGGAACGAGUGGUACGUUCGGAUCAGCGAGUCAGCAAACACAAGCACCAAAGAGAAUCCCAUUGCUUGCCUCCGCCUCACCAUUGGCAUUGCCAUCGCCAGCCUCCCCGUUGACACCGUUCCGAUUGAGGGCCCAGGGCUUCAAACUCCCUCCCUCGGUGGCCCCAUCGAUGUCACCACAGCAACGGCAGGACAUACUACGUCAACAGCAGCAGCAGCAGCAGCAACAGCAGCAGGAGGAACGCUUCGAAGGAUACCGAAGACAACCACCGCCUCAGUAUCCGGUUCGUUUUCAGGUACCACUACAUCUACCCUUCGAGCAGCAGCUGCGCAACCAGAAGGACAUCUCGCUCCAGUUCGAUCCCGAGGUCGAGGACCUCACGCAGAUUCCGCAGCACAAGGAGCUGAAGCGAUCGGAUCCACCGUUCCACUCCAAUCCGGUCGGCCAACCAAAAUCGCAGCCGGGCGCGAGCACGUCCGCUUCCUCCAAGGCACCGGCAGUGAUCAGUGAGCGCAAGAUCGAUGCAGCAGCAACCGGCAGCAAUGGACAGCAGCAGCAGCAGCAGCAGCCGGCACACGCGGAACCGGAGGAUCCCGUGGUAGAGUACGAGUACGAGGACGAGGACUAUAGCUCCGAGGGUGACGAUCCGGAGCCCGGCAGUCCUAGCCUAGAUAGCGUUAAGUCUAACACCAAUAGUGAAUUUGUUAUCGCCAAGAAUGUGGCCCCGGGUAAGGGUGCCGAGGACGGUGGGUCCACCCUUCCGAAGGAGCAGACCACCGAUAAGGGCGGGGCAAGAAGUGAUGGUAGAACUAGUACUAAUCCUAAUAGCGCAAGCAGUAGCUCUAGCAAUCAUAGAAGUAGCAGUAACAUCAAUAGCGGCAAUAGUAGUAACGAUCGUAGCUCUAAGAAGCUCCCUAUCGGCAGCAAUGGCAGCAGCAGCAGCAGCAGCAACACUAGUAGGUUUAUCAUUAACAACGAACACCACAAGAGCCAUCAGCAACAGGCCCAGCCGCCACGUGUUCAGCCGUCAGCUCGCAGUAGUUCUCCAUCGUCGUCGCCAGCGCCACCGCCCCCACUACCGCCACCGGUGGCCCUACCCAAAGUGAUCGUCACCACUAGCACCUCGAUCCGCGAUAACCAUGGUCGCACGAUCAACUACUCGAUCACCAGCAAUGGUGGCUCGAGUACGGUUCGGCCGGCCAGUGGAACGACGGCCCCUAGUCCGGUCAUCCGGGGUUACGACGAGUACAAAGAGAGUGACGUGCUGAGCGAUCCGUUCUUUCUGGACGUCCCACGGACAGGGGCCACCGUCGCCACGGGGGGUCAACGUGCCAGAACUCGGCGCCGUAAGCGCUAUAUCCUGCUCGUCCCUCGCUUCAUGUAACAACCUGCAUCUCGCCCUUCCGUGCCCAGUCCGGCGGUUGCGAUUGUAAAUAUUUGUUCACUCAGCCUAAUCUUAAUGGGUACAGGAGUGCGCAGCCAGCCGCCAACAUAAUCCUUCCGCAUGCCCCAAUGAUGUCCAAUACUCAUGUCCUCCCUUAUUAUCGUGCCGGAGAUCGGUGUUCUGCUCUUGGAUUAGCUAAUUUAAUGUUUGAAAGAAAAACCUUUUUAAUUUAAAGUGCGCGUUAAGGGUUGUACAGAAAUGAUAAGAGAGGGAGAGAGCGUUCAAUUUUAUCAUCGCGAUUGCUUACUUGUAGUCUUCGUUCGACCUUCCACCCUUGUUGGAUAGAGUUUUCAAUCCUUUUACCACCCUUCCCUAUAAAUUUGCAUUCGCCUUACGCGUCCAAGUGAAUACAGCCAAGCCUUUCGGCGAAUGCAGAGCGUGAAGAGCGCGCAGCACAUUGAACGAAGAGAUUAUGUAAAAAAUAAAGAAUAAAGCACUGUU